GCGCGUUUGUUCUCGGUCAGUGUGUUUGUGUCCACCGUAGCGGUAAUCUGAAUUAACCAGAAACGAGCAUGUCUGUGGCUUUUGCACCGCACCGGCAGCGUGCCAAGGGCGAUAUAACGCCUGCCGGGAUACAGAAGUUACUGGAUGAAAACAAUCAGCUGAUUCAGUGCAUCAUGGACUUCCAGAGUAAAGGAAAAACAGCUGAAUGUUCACACUACCAACAGAUGCUACACAGAAAUCUGGUGUAUUUGGCGACAAUAGCAGACUCUAAUCAGAACAUGCAGUCUCUGCUCCCUGCGCCGCCCACUCAGAACAUGCCUAUGAAUCAGAGCGGAGCCACUCCUCAGCUGCCCCACGGUCACAGUAUGCCCUCAGAGGGUCCCUCUGCCCCGCACAUGCAGAGCCAGAUGAAUGGCCAGAUGCCAGGUCCAAAUCACAUGUCGAUGCAGGGUCCGGGGCCCAACCAGUCAUCCAGCAUACCCAGCGGCUCCAUGAACAUACCGCCCAGCAGCCACGGCUCCAUGGGGGCUUAUAAUCACGCCGUGCCCUCCUCACAGGGCAUACAGUCACAGGGGCAGAUGAACAUCAACCAGGGGCAGCCCAUGGGCAAUUACGGCCCUCGACCCAACAUGAACAUGCAGCCCAAUCAGGGGCCUAUGAUGCACCAGCAGGCUCCUUCCCAGCAGUACAACAUGCCCCCCUCUGGUGGCAGCGGGCAGCAUUACCAGGGGCAGCAGAACCCCAUGGGCAUGAUGGGGCAAGGCAAUCACGUGAUGGGGCAGAGGCCAAUGCCCCCAUACAGGCCACCACAUCAAGGACCUCCUCAGCAAUAUCCUGGUCAGGAUGAAUAUUACACGGAGCAAUACAGCCAUGGAGGACAGGGGGCACCAGAGGGAAACACACAGUAUGGUCAGCAGCAGGAGGCGUAUCAGCAGGGCCCGCCGCAGCAGCAGGGUUAUCCACCGCAGCAGCAGUACAGCGGGCAGCAGGGAUACCCGGGACAGCAGCAGGGCUACGGUCCGUCACAAGGCGCUCCAAGUCAGUACCCAAACUACCCGCAGAGUCAAGGGCAGCAGUAUACAGCCUACAGAGCCCCGCAGCCCGGACCACCACAGGGACAACCACAGCGUCCAUACGCUUUUGACCAGGGUCAGUAUGGAAACUACCAGCAGUAAACGAUGAGGAUUUUGACGUUCCCAGUGUGUUUCCCAGUCGGAGCUGUGUGUGAUCUGAGGAAGAGCAUCUAGCGCUCUCUCAGAGUCUCUAAACAUCACCAUCAUGAAGAGCUGAAUCUGUCCCGCUAACGUAGACUGAACUCUUCAUUCGGCCACAAGCAUUUGACCACAACCAACAACCAUUGGCUCGAUUCUCAGCACAGGUCAUGUAAAUGUGAAACACCCACACAAUCUCGCUUAAAAAACAAACAAAAAAAAAAAAAAAAGGAGAAGUUGUGACACACUUAAAACAAUUUCAUUUGUUUGAGAAGCAAUUUCAUAGCAGCGAUGCCUUAAGUGAAACAGCUGCCUUAUCUACAGCAACAAAAAAAUCAGUGAAAAUACACGAACACACACACAGCGAUGUUUAUAAGCUAUGAAACGUGUUUUGUUUUUCUAAUGAAAUUCAUUGUGUUGUUGUUGUUGUUGUUUUUGUGUUUUUCAACUCUCCUGCUAAUGUCAGAGAAGCAAUAACGCUGAGGUGCGAAUGAAGGCUAGCGGAGGGGUGCAAAAUGUUUCUUUUUUUCUCAAUUUCAGGUGCAGAACUAUGCUAUGAUGUAUAAAUGUAUUUUAUGCUUUAUCAAAUAGAGCUCAGAUUGAGUCCACGUGUUGAACAGUAGCUCAAAGUGUCGUCCCGUGUGCUUAUUGACCGUGUACAAAUUUAUUUUCCCUUUGUUUUUUUAAUUUUGAAGGUGGGACGUUCCAUUUGAAUUGACAUGUAUGUCUUGCUGAAAUUUGAUUAAACAGGUCUGGUACUGUA
Molecule: messenger RNA, 1974 nt
Organism: Danio aesculapii
Lineage: Eukaryota; Metazoa; Chordata; Actinopteri; Cypriniformes; Danionidae
Gene: ss18
Product: SS18 subunit of BAF chromatin remodeling complex
Exons: 10
Coding region: 69-1175 (368 amino acids)
Biological process (GO): positive regulation of transcription by RNA polymerase II
Cellular component (GO): nucleus
Molecular function (GO): transcription coactivator activity
Source: RefSeq, a predicted model, not a curated record